This is a messenger RNA of Cladophialophora immunda, 435 nucleotides long. RefSeq lists its product as uncharacterized. Lineage: Eukaryota; Fungi; Ascomycota; Eurotiomycetes; Chaetothyriales; Herpotrichiellaceae. The record is from RefSeq and is a predicted model, not a curated record. Bases 1 to 435 code for a protein of 144 amino acids. The transcript has a single exon.
AUGGAUUCGCAUAAAGUAUCACCUGUCCUGGAAGAAAAUGGGUCGGAAGCGACCGUCUCAGCGCUAUCCGACGCCCAGAACCGAGGUACCCCCAAUAAUGAGCUGUGGGAGCGGUUUAAAUUUCGCUACACCACUAAAAUGGGAAAACGAGAAGUUCACGCGGCGGAGGACACGCUCCGACAGCAGGCCGUUCUUGUGUUGGAAAUUGACAACGAACAGUUAAUGUCCUGCUCAGAAACACAGGACGAUAAUUUCGUGCAGUGCAUAGAGAUUCUGAAGUCAUCAGGACGUCAGUACGCCAUCUUUGCGUACUACGACAUUACAUUGCGAGAAGUUUUCGCGUUUCCUGGACCGUUGCGCGACCUUCGUAUUAGUGAAAAGGUAGGCAAAAUAUUUUCUCAACCUCCGUUGAUCUGGAUAGGGUUUUCCAACUGA